AUGGGCCGCACCUCCCGCAAGGUCUUCGCAGACACCGAUACGGAGGUCGAGGAGAUUGACGCCACUAACUCGGAGGAUGUGCUCAAUGCAGGGCUCUCGGUCUGCCCUGCAUCUGGGUUGACUGCAGGCAUGAGUCAAGGUGUACGAGCGAGCGCUGCAUCUACAGGCACCCCUGGCAGCAGAAGCAACCUACCACCGCACAGGGCAUACGAAAUGCCGCCUAUGGGCUCAGGCAAGGAAUUCGACAAAGUCACAAACAGGAAUGGAUGGCGAGGCAUCGAACCUCCCCACAUCAAUUUGAUGUAUGGUCCCAAGGCUGCCGAGAAGCACGUAAAGAAGUACUAUGGCAUCAAUGUUCCAAUGGCGGCAGGUUUCGACAUGACACUCGUGAGCCAGGCCAAGGUCAAGAAGGAAGGCAUCACCGCCGAGGUCAGAGAGCACACGGACAAGGGCUCUCGUCUCAAGACGACCUUCUCGAUCCAGCACAAAAUACUGGAGUAUUCGGAAGGAACAGGAUUGCCCGAGAUGGUCGAGAAGAUCCCUAUUGGCUCGGCCAAAAGCGUGGCUGUCGACAAGGAUGACACCGACUACGACUAG
Messenger RNA from Aureobasidium namibiae CBS 147.97, 597 nucleotides. RefSeq lists its product as uncharacterized. The coding region runs from base 1 to 597 and encodes 198 amino acids. The transcript is spliced from 4 exons. Lineage: Eukaryota; Fungi; Ascomycota; Dothideomycetes; Dothideales; Saccotheciaceae. The record is from RefSeq and is a predicted model, not a curated record.